UGGAACGACUCGAGAGAUGAUGCUGCUAUGCGAAAUGCCGUGUAAAACAACAUGCCUGUGCACUAGAACAGGAAUCUGAAGGAACCUAAAGCUUCUGAAUCCCUGAAAAUAAUUCAAGCGGCGAGGAGUGAAUCAGAGGACAGCCGAAGUUGCCGAGCCAAGUGGAGUCUAGUGUCGACGUUAGCGGCGCGGUGUGAUCAUUCCCCCCCACCGCCACCACUCGGAUGACAGGGCUGCUGACAGUGUGCGCAACUGAGGGAUGUUUCGUGUCGUAGCUCGCCAAGAUCUGAAUAUUUCUACCUGUAAGACGGCUUAACAUACGACCCAGCUGGAUGUUGUAGACUCAAGACGGGGUUCAGUCUGAAACAGCCUCCCAUCCGAAGUGCGGAGGGCUGUUGAGAGUUGUUUUCCUCGCUCGCACGUUGAUCAUUUUCGGGGCAUCCCUGGAUAGUCAGGCAGGCAGCCGAAACCCCCCUCGCGGUGCCACAGUCAGAAUACAGGAAGAUACAUACAUCGACAACGCCGUGUUUAACUGGCUACAUCGGGGCUGGCAUGACAGACAAACCUUGAAAAGGGGCCAGAGAUUCCAGCAUCGGCAGCCACAAGGUUGCUUGCAUCGGCUUGCAGAGUAGUAGACCCAGCGUGAACGGAUAGAUUGCCAGGAACUUACUCGCGGGCCCUGCAUAAGAGGAUGCGAUGACCCACACCAGGCAGAAGGGUUCUCUGAGCCGGGAGCACAUGGCAAGGCGGGGCCACAGCACAAGGCUAGGUCAAACUGGACGGCAGGAUCUGAUUGGGCGAAGGCAGAACUCUGCUAAUGCCAUUGGUCGGUCCUUGCCACGGCACUUCCUGAAUGAGCUCAGAGCCACGAAGGAGGGCGUGGCCCAGUGGAACAAGGACCAAUCAGAGAAGCCGAAAGAGGAGCAGGAAGUGCUGGACAGGAAGCAGUAUCCUCUGAGGAGGAGAGGAGGCCCCCUAGUGGGUAGCCAGCUGGCGCAGAAGGAUAACAGGGCCCAGGUGCGACGCCUAGCGGCCCAGCACAGACCUAAAGCAAAGGGGUCCAAUGUACCUGUGGUAAGGACCUCUAAAGCACAGGUGCGUAAUGUACCUGUGGUGCGCUGCUCUAAAACACAAGUGGGUAGACUACCAGUGGAAAGGACCUCCAAAGCCCAUGUGCGUCGACUACCUGUGGCGAGCUCCUCCAAAGCCCAGGUAGCUGGUCUACCUGUUGGAAGCUCUUCCAGAGGCCAGGUGCAAAGUUUACAUGUGGCGGGACCUUCCAAAAGGGAGGUGCGUAGACUGCUUGUGAGAAAUAACUCCAGAGGUCAGGUGCGUAGUUUACCUGUGCGAAACUCCUCAAGAGUCAAAGUUCUUGGUGCACCUGUGCAACGCCAAUCCAAAGCACAGGUGAGUUGUCUCCGCGUGCAACAAAAUUGUUCCAAAGCCCAGGUGCGAAGCUGCUUGAGGGAGCAGGUGGAUAGUACUCCUCUCCAAAGAUCCUCCAAAUCCCAGGUGGGUGGUCUACCUGCUCGAUGCUCGUCCAGACGCAAGAUGGAUAAUGGACCUCUGCAAAAGCCCUCCAAAGCAGAGAUUGAUAGUUCUCCUAUGACUCAAUCCCUCAAAGCUGAGGUGAAAAGCCUACCUGUGCGAUGCUCAUCCAGAAGACAGGUGCUUGGUCUACCUGUACGAGGCUCCUCUAGAGGCAAAGUGGAUAGCCUACCUAUGCGGGACCACACCAAAGCAGAGCUUGAUAUACCUUUGGGAGUCUCCUCCGCUGCGAAGGUGGAUAGUGCACCUGUUAGAUGCUCGCCCAGAGGACAGGUGCAUAGUGCUACACCUGUUGGGUCCUCGUCUGCAGCCCAAGCCAGUGGGAGGGGCAUGGGGGGACAGAGCCAGCAGGUGACCAGGGGCAGGUCUUCAUCCAAGAACUUUGAUAAAACAAACACUGCUCUCACAAACUCAGUUGUCACCUCGAACACAAAAGACAGCCAGCCAUGUACAGGCCCAGUUCAAUCAAAUGCAAUUAGGUCAGACAGCCCCGACAGCCAGGCCACUUCAGACAGCACAAGUGGAGCAGACACAGGCAGGUGCACAGGGCUGCAGAGCCAGCUGUUACACACGGGUAGGUCAUCAGCCAAGACCUCUCAAAACGCGGACCCUGCAGUUACAAAGCCAGCUGCCAACUCAGAUAGGAGGAAUUCAGCCCACAGCAAGUCGUGUACGGGCCCUGCAGCAACAGCCAGAUGCCCUAAAGAGCAGAGUGAGCUGGUACAGAGGGGGAGGUCCUCAACAAACACAAGACCUACAACCACAAACCUUGUGGACCAGGGAAGUGCUGGAGGCGGGAAGCCAUCGAGGACUGAAACUGCAGUGAAUUCGGACAGGAGGAUUUCUAGCAGGUAUUCUUCCAAAAACUUUGACAACACAAACACUGCUGUCACCCACCCAGCUGUCACCUUCAACACAAGAGGCAUCCAGCCAUGUACGGACCCUCCACUCUACUCGGACAGCAGGUACUCCGGGGAGCGGAGUCAGGCGUUGCGUAGGGGCAGGUCGUCAGUCAAGACCUCCCAUGCCACUGAUGCUACAAAGCAAGCUGAUAACUCGGACAACUGUCCAAGCACAGCAAUCAGCAAGCCGCGUACUGACCCCGCAGUAACAGGCAGGUGCACUAGGGAGCAGAGUGAGCCGAUACACAGAGGAAGGUCCUCAGCCAACACAGACCCUACAGCCACAAACCCAUCGGACACCUCAGACCGGGUAGACACAGGAGACGGCAAGCCAUCUAGGACAGAAACGGCAGUCAGUUCGGACAGCAGGACCAACGCAGGUAGCAUAGAUGCGGUAGACAUAGGAAAGGACACUGGGGAGCGAAGUCAGACAUUACGCAGGGGUAGGUCUGCUGCUAAGAACUCUGAUAGCAUGGACAGUGCCUUCAUAAAGGCAGGUGUCAACUCAGAUGGGAAGAAUUUAGCACACAGCAAGCCAUGUACGGACUCAGCAGUCAAGUCGGACAGCUUUACCACCCCGAGCAGCAGGGAAAGAGUCUGCGGCAAGACAUCCGUGGUCACAUCGCCAGCAAAGAAAACUGUGAAUUCUUGUCCCGCUAACACACACGAAGCACAGCACCAAAGACGGGAGUCUUUAAGAUGGAGGAACGCGUCACCAAACGGGGGCAAAUCAGACGGUGUGAACACUGCGGAUAUGUCAGACAGCAAGCCUUGCAGCGUCAGGACCAUCGCAGCAAACACAGUUAGAGGGAAGGAACAGGUGGCAUCUUCAUGUUCAGGUAGAGAGGGGCUCCAGGUAGCAUCUGUAGUCACACGCCAUGCAAAGCAACAGUUAAAGUCUUUUUCACCCCAAGACUCGUCCUCAUUUCCGUGCCAGCUGAAGGAGAAGGUGACUUCUUCAUGCACACCCAGAACGAAGCACCGAUGCCAGGAGUCAUCACCCUCACCGCCACCAUCCUCAACUCUCUCUGUGCCUCUGCAGGCCCGUAAGCCGACACUACAAGCAAAACCCAAGGCGACACCUCGUUCCUCCACCGGCCCUGUUGUGCAGCAUCCAAAGCAAGCUUCGCCUCGAUCCAAAUCCGCAUCUCCAUGUCCAUCUCCAGGUCAGCUGCCCCAUAAACGCGAGUCUCGUUCAUCCAUCACUCUGAGUACGCAGCACCAAAAGCAAGGGUCAUCCCUGUCUGCAUCCCCAUGCACAUCUCCAACCCAGCUGCCUCUUUUGCCCCGUAAGGGUCGACUGCAGCAAAGCCGAAAGUCGUUCCCAUCUGCAUCCCCUGAUACGCAGCACCAAAAGCAAGCGUCAUCUCCACCCCCGCUCCCUCUACCGGCCUGUAAGUAUCACUCUGGUACCAUCACAGCGGAGCACCAGAACCAAAACCAGGAGUGUUCUCCAUCUCCAUCUCCACCCCCUUCUGCAUCUGAGUCCUCAGCUCAGCUGCUGCUGCCCCCUCUGCUGCCCCGUAAAUGCCGUCUGGCCUCCCCCAAUGCGGAGCUCCAGGUGACGACUCAUCCCAUCGCCCCUGGGGUACAGUGCCAAAGCCAAGAUCACAAGCAUCGACUGCUGCUGAGGCAGAAGUCCUCCCCAUCCCCAACCCCUGAUCCUCAACAUCAAAAGCUAGAGGCAUCUCCACCCUCUCACCCUCCCUCACCCCAGCAUCCCUCUGUUAGCGUCAGAGUGGAGCACCAAAAGCACAAGCCCUCUUCAUCUCCAUCUCCAUCUCGAUCCCCGUCCCCACCCCCUCUGCUUCUGCCGCCCCGUAAACGUCGCCUGGCCUCCCUGAACGCGGAGGCUGUGAACAGCCUGCUACUGGAACUGCACCCUCCGGCUGCUAAAGUGGCCAAGAAGCAACUCCAGGACGGACCACAAGGGGGCCCUGCCACACCUGCUGCCACCACUAGUAGCUCCCCAACUACAGACUGCCCAGUUGAGCCGGUCUCCACUGGGAAACCACAACCGUGCCAAAGCCACAAACAACAGCAGCAACAUAAAGAACAGCACAAACUGCAACAGCCACAGCAGAAAAAUCAACCCCACCAACAGCAACAAAACCAAACUCAAAAACAAGAGCAAGAGACUCUGCAGCAGCAGCAGCCUCUAAAAAGGAAGCCCAAGCCGACAGAGAAGCAGGACUUUAUCGACUGGAACAUGUUUGCACCGACGCCGCGCCGAAUGGCCGGGCUCAACGCAGCCGCCUUGCUCAGGCUCACCAGCUCAUCUGCAGCCAGCAGCAAGCAGCACGCCAAACCAGAGCCCAAGAGUCCUCCUAGUGCUGUGGACAAGGCAUUGGCUAAGACCAGGAUGCACACAGCUGUGGCCAAGAGACCUCAUCAUCAUCAUCAGCAGCAGCAGCAGCAGCGAGAGCAGCAGCAGCAGCAGCGAAAGCGGAAGUCUUCUGCCCAGAGAUCCUCCUCUUCCUCUUCCUCUUCGUCUGCCAUGGCGGGUCCCGGCAGCACGGACUACAGGAAGGGCGGGUUCGAGUUGAGCCCGCGCUGGGAGGAGGAGGCUGUGGAGGGCCCCCAUGUGGCCAAGGCAGGAUACCAGCAGGCUGGCAUGGUGAUGGAGGUGGCACAGUACCCACUCAACCAGGUGAAGGAAGAGCAGGUGGAGGAGCCAAUAAGCCACACCCACUGCUGUUGUGGCCCCUCCCCUCAGGGAGCCCCCCUGGACUUCUGCUGCCACCAGCUGGGAAUUUACAUCAGGCAGCAGCACGGCUACCCUGAACCCCAGGAAGGACCCUUCACUGCCGUCAGGCAACAGCACGGCUACCCCGGGGAGCCUCAGGAAGGACCCUUCACUCCAGUGAAGCACGAAUGCCUUGUGACAUCACUUCCGCCACACCCGUCUUCGUUAGCACACUCGUCGCUAGCUAUUAGCAGCCCCCACCCCUGCCUGUGUGCCGACCACUGCUUCCCCAGUUACUACGUGCACAUGCCCCACUCCCACCCCCACCCGCAUCACUCUUUCUGUCCCCCGCUCAGAGCCCCCUGCUACAACGCGAUCACGUCGUACGCCUACGGAGCACUACCGCACGUCAACAGCAGGGGCUGCUGCUUCACCAGUGGCUGCUGCAGGUGCCGACAGCAGGUCAAGACAGAGGGCUACCUAUCCCCACCGCGGCAUCGAGACUCCCGCAGCCCCCCCUCUCUGCCCCUUUCAGGCUGCCCAUUGCCCCGGGUUACCACCCCGCCUCCGGCCCCUGUGCCGCCCCACCCUUCCUCUCCUGACACCCGACAUCAUCACCACCAGCGGCAGGUGGGAGAUCUAAGCAUGGGGGGCGGUGGCCGUGUGGAGUGUCCCCAGGGGAGGAAGCCCUCUAAUGGGGCACUGCCUGGCCGACGGCCCCCUCCCUCCUCGAAGCAGCCGGAGGUCACAGUGCCCCCCAGUGGACGGCAGAAGAAGCUCGCUCGCAGGCGCACCACCAAUGGGUGGAGAGCAUUCGGAAAACCUGUGGAGAGAGAGGUGUUCGUAGUGGGAGAGGACGAGCCGGUGCUGCGUGUGUGUUUCGAGGGUGUUCGUCGUGACGGGGACCUGAUCGGGGUGAGGGACACAGUGCUGCUGAGGUCCGGACCACGCAAGAAAUCAGACCCAUACGUAGCCAAGAUAUCAGCCAUCUGGGAGGAACCCAAGACAGGGGAGCUGAUGAUGAGUCUCUUCUGGUACUACCGUCCGGAACACACACAGGGGGGCCGAGACCCCAACACACACUGCCAGAACGAGAUCUUUGCAUCUAAGCAUCAGGAUGUCAACAGCGUGGCCUGCAUCGAAGACAAGUGCUAUGUACUGCCACUGACCCAGUACUGCAGAUAUUGUGCCUUGAUGAAGCGUCGAUCGGAGGGUGUGUGUGUGGGUCCCCCCUUGGUGCCUUCCCCUUGCGACCCCCCCUCGCCCACCCCCCCUCAUCGCUGCGUGCCUCAAGACGUCGACCCCGAGCUGGUCUACCUCUGCAGACACGUCUACGACUUCAGAUACGGACGACUGCUCAAGAACCCACAGUAGCAGUGGACACAUACA
Messenger RNA from Engraulis encrasicolus (European anchovy), 6525 nucleotides. Its product is annotated as serine/arginine repetitive matrix protein 2-like. The record is from RefSeq and is a predicted model, not a curated record. Gene Ontology annotation, biological process: negative regulation of DNA-templated transcription; heterochromatin formation. Gene Ontology annotation, molecular function: transcription cis-regulatory region binding; chromatin binding. The coding region runs from base 697 to 6510 and encodes 1937 amino acids. The transcript has 8 exons. NCBI's taxonomy places the organism in Eukaryota, Metazoa, Chordata, Actinopteri, Clupeiformes, Engraulidae. Gene Ontology annotation, cellular component: chromatin silencing complex.